Messenger RNA from Drepanopeziza brunnea f. sp. 'multigermtubi' MB_m1, 927 nucleotides. RefSeq lists its product as uncharacterized. The record is from RefSeq and is a predicted model, not a curated record. Gene Ontology annotation, cellular component: cytoplasm. NCBI's taxonomy places the organism in Eukaryota, Fungi, Ascomycota, Leotiomycetes, Helotiales, Drepanopezizaceae. Gene Ontology annotation, molecular function: phosphoadenylyl-sulfate reductase (thioredoxin) activity.
AUGGGCGUCCACAGCGCAAGCACGAACUCGAACAAGUCGAAUCUCGAGUCCGGCUAUGCUUCGGGAGCUUCCUCAACCGGAGCCCUUCCCUCGAUCAUCCUCACAAAGCAACACCUCAAGUUCCUCAAUAGCAGCUUAAACAACCUCUCGCCCCUCGAAAUCCUCCGCUGGGCCAAGAUCACGUUCCCCAACCUCUACCAAACAACUGCCUUCGGUGUCUCUGGCCUCGUCACCCUCGACAUGCUCUCCAAGCUCCAAGCCGAGACUCCGGACGCACCAACGAUCGAUGCCAUCUUCCUCGACACCCUCUACCACUUCCAAGAAACACUCAAUCUCGUCGAGAAGACCAAGACCCGCUAUCCCAACGUCCACCUCCACGUCUACAAGCCCGAGGGCGUCAGUACCACCGCCGAAUUCGAAGCCCGCCACGGCCAGGAACUCUGGAAGACAGCCCCAGAACUCUACGACUGGGUGGCCAAGGUCGAGCCUGCGCAGCGGGCAUACUCUGAUCUCUCCGUUGCUGCUAUCCUCACCGGCCGCCGACGUUCCCAGGGCGCCAAGCGGGAUUCUCUUGACAUUCUCGAGAUCGACGACGCUGGCCUCAUCAAGAUCAACCCGUUGGCCGCGUGGUCAUUCAAGCAAGUCAACGAGUACAUAAAGGCCAACAACGUCCCGUACAACGAGCUGCUGGACCGUGGGUACAAGAGCGUCGGCGAUUGGCACUCAACCGAGCCAGUCAAGGAGGGCGAGGACGAGCGCGCGGGCCGCUGGAAGGGACAAGCCAAGACCGAGUGCGGCAUCCAUAACAAGCGAUCUGUGUACGCGCAGUACCUGUUGGAGGCCGAGCGGAAGCGGCAGCAGGAGGAGCUGACUGCAAAGCUGGAGCAAUUCGAGCUGAAGCAAGUUGCGGAAGAGAUUGCUGCGUGA